Penaeus indicus is the source of this 851-nucleotide messenger RNA. RefSeq names its product small ribosomal subunit protein uS5-like. The record is from RefSeq and is a predicted model, not a curated record. The transcript has 6 exons. The coding region runs from base 64 to 642 and encodes 192 amino acids. Lineage: Eukaryota; Metazoa; Arthropoda; Malacostraca; Decapoda; Penaeidae.
CACACUCACUUCGACACUUCGCGGAGGCUUAGUUGUUUUUGCUGACACUAAGCCAUUACCGCCAUGAAGGAACUGUUCCUACUCCUGCUGGUCGUCGUGGCGUCCUUGCUCCUACAUUCGGCUGACAGUAGUGAAAGAGAAUGUCGCGAUGUGGUCGUGUCAGUGGAGAGGGACAUCGCCUCAGACGGCUACGCGUGCGCGGAUGAACUUGGAAUCGAGCUAAACGGAGGCAGAGGCCGAGGAAACGGACGCGGGAGAGGAAACGGACGCGGCAGAGGAAAUGGUCGAAGCCAAGGACGAGGACGAGGUCGAGGACGAGGACGAGGGAAGGCGAUGAAGUUCCUCGCCGCUUACUCUAAACUUGAGGUGGAAGAGCAACAGGAAUUGGCUUCGUGUGUCUUAGAGAGAAUGGAACUUCUUGAUGGUGACACAUUUGAUUCCGCAACGCUCGCGGAUAACUUGAUCUCCGACUUAACGGCAGCAGGCCAGUCGGCGGCGAUUAAUGCCACGAUCGCAGUGAUUGAGGACGGGGGCUGUCCGCUGGAGGAUGGCGACCCGGAUCUGAUUGCCAUCUUCGAGUUUACGGAUUGCCUGAAGGGAUCCUGUGCAACACCUUUGGAUGCUGAGGCUGAGCUGAUCUAAUGGCAGACGCCCACGGGCAAAUGUCAUGUCAAUAUUUUUUGGGAUCUGCUGCCACCAUGUGUUGAAUUCCAAAAGGCGUGUCCUGGAAUCUGCUGCCACCAUGUAUUGAAUUCCAAAAACAUGUCCCUUGAUCUUCUGCUGCCACCAUGUUCGUUGUUCGGGGAAUCUAGGUUUUGUCAAGUUUAUUUGGAAUAAAUAUUUUGGUUUGA